AAUAUAACAUUGGUGCCGUCACAGUGUAAAGGAAUUGAAACGUCUGAAGACGGGAAUAAGUUUGUUAGACCAUCAUUUGUUAGCUGUGAAGAGUUAAGGCACGCUUACACUGAUAAUCAGCACACCUAAUGUAUCACCAGGACACAAUGUUACCAUGAAACUGCCUGACAACGAUCACAUUACUAGUUACAUUAUACCAGGAGUUAUAGUUGGAACUAUUUUAUUAUUUAUUGUUAUUGGAGCAGUGAUUUGUGUGUUUAGAAGAAGAUCAGCUCAAAGAACAUCGAAUCUUAAACACGAUGCGCUUCGACCUAUUAAUACAGAAGAGAUUGGAAAUGUAAUUAACCAAAAUCGUUAUUCCUACAGUGAGGUGAAAGUGGAGGGUAGCAACCAACACGACAAUAUGAACGUUAAAGAUGACGACCAAUACACAACAGGGACAUCAGAUGUGUAUGAUCAUUUGAAUGAACAUAAGAACAGAAAAAUAAAAACAGAGAAUCCACAUGCUAUAUAUGAUCACUCUAUCGGAGACAAUGAUGAACCUGAUUACGACAGUACCAAACACGUAGUACCGGCAAACCCGGAUUACCAAGAAGUACGAAUUGGUACCGAAGCGGAAAGCACCAAAGAGACGCUUUAG
This is a messenger RNA of Mytilus trossulus (common blue mussel), 640 nucleotides long. RefSeq lists its product as uncharacterized. The transcript has 4 exons. The coding region runs from base 155 to 640 and encodes 161 amino acids. The record is from RefSeq and is a predicted model, not a curated record. NCBI's taxonomy places the organism in Eukaryota, Metazoa, Mollusca, Bivalvia, Mytilida, Mytilidae.